Messenger RNA from Fusarium venenatum, 990 nucleotides. RefSeq lists its product as uncharacterized. The record is from RefSeq and is a predicted model, not a curated record. Lineage: Eukaryota; Fungi; Ascomycota; Sordariomycetes; Hypocreales; Nectriaceae.
AUGUCUCCUCAUUCUGCUUCAACCACCGUCAAUGAGCUCGUUACCGAGUAUGCCGACAUCAUCAAGGGCAAAGUCAUCCUCACCACUGGUGUAACACUCAACAGUCUCGGUGGCAUAUUCAUCCAGGAAACCGCCUCCAAGUCCCCAGAACUCCUCAUCCUGGCCGGCCGCAACGCUUCCAAACUCCAAGAGCUCGCUGAAGCCGUCACCAAAGACUACCCCAACGUCAAGACUCGCAACUUGAUCGUAGAUCUCAGCUCUCUGGCUUCAGUGCGCAAGGCUGCCGAGGAGGUCAACAGCUGGAACGACGUGCCCAACAUUGACGUUCUAGUCAACAAUGCUGGCAUCAUGGCUGUUCCCUACUCAAAGAGUGUUGAUGGGUUCGAGUCGCAAUUCGCGAUUUGCCAUCUUGGCCAUUUUCUUCUUACAAACUUGAUCAUGGGCAAGAUUCUCGCUUCCAAGUCACCCCGAGUUGUCAACAUCUCGAGCAAUGGCCACACUCUUGGUCCUGUCCACUUUGCGGAUUCUCACUUCAGUAACGGCGAGACUUAUAAUAACUGGGCCGCCUAUGGCCAAGCCAAAACUUCAAACGCUCUCUUUUCUGUAUCCCUUGCUCAAAAACUAGGAAGUCGCGGCCUGCAAUCUUACAGCGUCCACCCAGGGAUGAUCAUGUCGACAGGUCUGGGAACUCACUUGGACUUUGGCAGCAUGGACGGUGACCUCGGAGCUCUUAUACAAGCUCAUCGUGAACGAGGAAACACCGAAGGUUGGAACUUUCUUACCCCUGUUUCUGUUGACGUUGGCGCUGCUACCCACGCAUUUGCUGCUUUUGAUCCCAAUCUCAGAGCAAACAACGGUGCUUAUCUCUUGGAGACCAGAGUCUCUGACCCUUUUGUCGACUCCUACAAGUCUUGGGCGCGAGACCCUGUCGAGGCCGAGAAGCUUUGGAGACUAAGUGAAGAGCUUGUCGGGCAGAAGUUUGGAUACUAA